Messenger RNA from Racocetra persica, 417 nucleotides. NCBI's taxonomy places the organism in Eukaryota, Fungi, Glomeromycota, Glomeromycetes, Diversisporales, Gigasporaceae. The record is from the annotation of a GenBank genome assembly.
AUGGUCUUUGAUAUUCUUUCUGCCCAAAAUGCCGAGGAAGCCAUGGAUUUAGCCUAUUUUGGUAAGGACUAUGAGGAACCACAGAGUGAUAAUGCCACCCGAAAAGGAAAUCCCAAUUUCGAUCAUGAAAAGACACCCAACAUCAACCUCCAAUUUAAUGAGGUAGUUGGAAUAAGUCGUAAGGAGGCGUUAGACACUUAUUAUGGGGCUCUCAAAGCGGCAACCCAUUGUGAUGCUGCCGGAGUUGGUGCCAAACCCGCUCCUAAAUAUGAUGAUCCAGACACAAAAGAUAAAAUUGAUAAAGGCUACCAGUUAGCCACGGAAUUUAUAACUGAUUAUGAGGAAUAUCUCGGCGUUAAUGUGGAUAGCCUUGACAAAACUAAAUUGGAAGAAAUUAAAGCCAAGUUAGAGAAGUGA